This is a messenger RNA of Mauremys mutica (yellowpond turtle), 693 nucleotides long. RefSeq lists its product as uncharacterized. The transcript has 3 exons. Bases 7 to 693 code for a protein of 228 amino acids. The record is from RefSeq and is a predicted model, not a curated record. NCBI's taxonomy places the organism in Eukaryota, Metazoa, Chordata, Testudines, Geoemydidae.
GGGGCCAUGACCGGGACACAGUGCAGUUCAGGAUCAAAGAGAAGGACCUGCAGAAUGCACACAACAAGGUGUAGGAUGCAAACCACUGCUCCGGUGCUGCGCCGGUUUUGCAAAGAGCUGGACGCAAUACUCAGCAGCAACUCCACCUCCACUGUGAUGACUACUGUGGAUACUUCAGUGGCUCGCAUGCCAGUCGAAAGUGAACGGAGCCAAGAGGAGGAAAUCUUGGAUGAGGAGGGGGACCCAGAGGUAGAGGAUGACUCUGAGGUCAGAGAUGCAUGCGGCCAGGACUUCUUUUCUACCCCAGAGGAGGCUAGCCAGUCUCAGCUAUCUGAUGUUGGUGAAGUGCAAGCAGGAGAGGAGGCCCCUGAGAUGACCUUGGGAGCCCAGCCUCCCUCUUUGUUAUUGGCAGCUGAAUGGCUGUGCAGAAUUAGAAGGCGGCCGAGAAGAGCUAAGGAGGACUUUCUGCCUGAUGUUAUGAUGCACUCCGUCACUGAGAAACAGAAAUUGAAGGAGUGGCAGGACAGCGAGAAGAGGGACCGAAAGGAGAACACGGCACGCCAGAAUGAAGCCACGGAGCGGCUCUUAAAGGUUAUGGAGCACCAAGCAGACACACUCCAGGCGAUACUAGCUCUGCAAACCAAGCAGCUUCGCACCCGCCCUCCCCCACAGCCGCUGUCGUCUCAAAGUUAG